Messenger RNA from Nannochloropsis gaditana CCMP526, 1503 nucleotides. RefSeq names its product magnesium and cobalt efflux protein. Gene Ontology annotation, cellular component: intracellular membrane-bounded organelle. The transcript has 4 exons. Gene Ontology annotation, biological process: magnesium ion homeostasis. The record is from RefSeq and is a predicted model, not a curated record. The annotation marks the transcript as partial.
UCCAAUGGCCAUGAGAACAUUUUGACAGCCUCUACCCCGGCUCCAAUCGUGAGACGCAGCACGGUCAGCAAUAUCAGAAAUAGGAUUUUCAAUCAUGUAUGGACCGUCCUUCUUUGUGUGCUACUCUUGCCGAAAAUGGCCACGGCGUCAUUUUCGCUCGUCAAAUUCCUAGAGGGCACUGUCUCGGCUGAAAGCUAUCCAGGCCCGUCGUCUUCGUAUCUUCGCACUCGCGACGGACGAAAGCACCGCUACCUAGCUGUACUUGAACAAGAUAAAGUGUCUCGAGAUGAAGUUCAGAGGCAGGAACCGAGCUGGAGGGGGGGGUCGGGGAGGGCGAUCGAUGAGCGGGAUAUUCACAGGGGAGGGGAGCGUGAGGAGCGCGAUGAGUGGCUCGAGCAAUGUUUCGCGGUCCUUGCUCGCCAUCCCGACGCCUCAGCCCUUUGUCACAGCCUCGCGCGCCCUCGAGCCGCCCACUCCGCACUCGAUGCGUCGAUGGAGAGCACCGACAUCGGUGCCUCUGGCCCUCCUCGGUCACACUUCUCCUCCAGAGCCCUCCACGCCACCAUCCAGGACAGCAACGGAUUCGCCACUUUUCAAACCCCCUCGAGCUGGAUCCACCUAGGGCUCGCCUUCGCGUGUGUGAUGGCUGCGGCCAUCGCCAGCGGGCUUACUAUCGGACUCAUGUCCAUCGAACCGCUCGAGCUUGAGAUCAAGGAGCGGAUCGGAACGGUGGAGGAGCGCAGCCAGGCCCACCGCCUCCUCCCCCUCCUGAACCGCCGGCACCUCCUCCUUGUCACCCUCCUCCUCUUCAACGCCGCAGCCGCCGAGGCUCUUCCCCUCUUCCUUGAUGCUCUGGUGCCAGGCUACAUUGCUGUUAUCCUCUCGGUUACCGCUGUCCUCUUUUUCGGGGAAAUUUUCCCCUCGGCCAUCUUCAUGGGUCCGAACCAGCUCAAGCUCGGCUCUCGCAUGACCCCAGUGGUCUGGUGCCUCAUCUGCUUCUUCUUCCCCAUCGCCUGCCCCAUUGCCUGGUGCUUGGACAGGUUCCUCGGCGACGAGCACGGGCACGGAAAGCGCUACUCUCGGGAGGAGCUCUCAGCCCUGAUGGAGAUCCACCUCAAGCAAAGACGGGGAGGGAAGAACGGCGACAAGGCGGACGAGGCGCAGGCAACCCCAGGCGCUACUCCCUCCCUCGUGCCCUCCUCCUCCCUCGCACUCGCCCCGGCGGGAAAGCGGACGCCGGCCUUGCUCUCUCUCCACACCGCCUCCUCCUUCCCGCCCUCCGCCCUCGCCUCCCACGCUCUCCUGGCCAACGCCUCGCCCCUCUCCCCCCCCGAAGUCAGACUCGAGGAGGAUGCACAGGAGGGGGUUAAGAAAGGCCGACGAACGAAGAAAGGGAAAAAGCACAACCAAGGGCAGUCCUCGCACUCCCCGGGGCCGGUCCCGCCCGCCGCGGGCGCCUUCGCCCCCCCCGCUCCCCACUCCACCCUCCUCUCCAAGCGCGAG